GUGACCGUGGGGAGCAGAGCUGGUCGCUGACGGGCGUCGGACCGCACCGCAUGUGCAGAGCCAUGGCGCUCAACCUCACCGAAUACAAAAUACGCUACCCGGAUUUUCCCAAGUACAUAUGGGACUCGACGCACCCGUACUCUGAUAUCAUGAGCAUCAAAAAGGACCGCCGGAACCCGGAGCACACCAAGCGUCCUUUGAACGCCUUCAUGCUGUUCGCCAAGAUCCAGCGCGAGCACAUCACCACUAACUUCAACUGCAACCAUUCGGAGAUCUCCAAGGCGCUGGGCAAGCUGUGGCAGGACCUCAGUCGGGAGGAAAAGGACCCGUUCACUCAGGGCGCCAAGACGCUGGUCGAGCUGCACCGGCUCGAGUACCCCGACUACAAGUACCGGCCGCGCAAGAAGGGCGCCCCCAAAGAGCCGGCGCGCGCCGCGGCGCCCAAGAAGAGCGCGCCGCGUCGCGCCGCCGCCAAGAGUCGCAGCCAGCAGCUGCUGCAGAGCGUGGCGAGCCCGGCGCCGGCGAGCGCGGCGCCCGACAGCCCGCUGUCGUCGUGCUGCGGCCACUCUCCGGUGCACUGCGGCGGCCUGGCCAGCCCGGCCAGCGUGCUGCACACGCCGUACAGCCCCGUCUCCAUCGGCUCCAGCAGCGGCUACGAGUCGGAGCUGCCCUACGAGCUGGGCCUGGCGCAGGACGACCCGCUGCACGGAUUCUCGCCAGAGCCCGAGUCGGAGAUCGACGCCGACCUGCGCGACAUCGAGGUCACCGCCCUGGGCGAGAGCGCCAUCCUCAACCCGCUCACCAUGUUCCCGACGCUGGGGCUCACGUGCGACGACCUGGACGACCUGCGGCUGCAGCUGUAGGCGCCGCGCCGGCGCCCGCACCCCGUACAAACGCGCGCACGUGUGUACAUACGGACUGGCUGGCUGUGGCGGGCGGCGCGCGGGCUGAGGCCGGCGCGACCCGCUCCGGCUCCUCCGUGCAAUGAUGACGCCCGCGCUCAUGUACAUAGCGGCGGCCGACGCACCCGUCGCCUCCGCCGACGCGAUGUGCCGUAUUUUUCUGAAUCAAAACGGUGGCGCACGGCCGAGGGCGGAAUACUCAGCGGCGGGCGGCGCGGCUGCGGCGAGGGUGGCGCGGCUGCGGCGAGCGCGGCGCGGGUGCGGCGAGCGCGACUGACGCGCCCUGCCAUGUAUUCACACUAGUCUUAGGCGGCGUCCGAGGGUCGCAACAGCGAGAACUUUACAGGUGGACGAGGGCGGAGCAGCCCGGUAUAUUUAUUUUCCAACUGAUCUCAGUUUGGAGGCAGGUGGCGACGCGCGCACACGGGGAACGCCCCAUUCACCUCCUGGCUGAGUCGGACUAGGCGGCGCUGGUCUGUCGCUGAGGUUCGCUCGAGACGAAAGGCUUGCGGUCGCUCGGCGGACGCCGCCCGCGCGACUCACAGAUGUCCCGCCGGCGUCCGUCAUUGGCUGGUCGGCGGCGCGUUCUCCCGGCGGCGUUCGGUGACCCAGCCUUCCCGAGAAUCGCCGCAGGCGCCGCUGCCUACCUCGACCAUUUGUCCUGCCCCGGUGCCGGAGGGCAUUUGCGGCGCACAGUUGCUGUGUGCAGUGGCAGAGUUCGCUGAUUGGUUGAAUAGUUGAGUUGUUUUGAACUUGUUUUUAUUCGGACGAGUGUUGUGCUGGUUGAGAGGGACCUGUGUGGGCGAUGCUUGCUCAUUCCAUGUUUGGAGUAGUGGGUAGAUUUCCUGGUAGCCUUGUACGAUGCCGGCGCGGCGCCCAAGCAUGGUGAAGCAUAGAGCACGCGCCUAGGAUUAAGGAUAGUGUUUUGUAGCGCCGGCGCCGCCGGCCUCGGUCCACGGAGCUGCAAUGGGUUGGUUAUUCAGCAAUCGUCCGAUAUGAGUUUCUGGCGCGGUGGUGGCUGCGGACAGCGCGUGCCCCGGUCUGGCGGCGAGCCGACGGCGGUCCGCGCACCGCUCGGUGCUUCUAAAACAAGGCUUGUGACGCCCCGGGGGCGACCGUUCUGCCUCCGCAUAGCAAUCCUCACCGCAGAGUCUAUUUUUGUCGGGCAGAGGCGGCGUCCUCUCGCUGCCGUACGUACCCCCCUGUGCCUGUCGGCCCUCCUGUCCGAGCCGGUCGUUCCCGCACGUGCAAUGACCGGGUCCGCCGGGGCUCGGCGGGGCCCGGGUCUCGCCAGGUCCCGGCCGGUCCGGCCGGCCCGCCCCGACCCGGAGGCCGCUUGUAAAUGGACGUUUUUGUACGCGACGAGUCGGAGAAUUGUCAGCUGUCUGAUCUCCCCUUUGUAAAUACCGAGGGAGGCGCCUCUCUCCCCCCGGUCUGGGCGGCGACAGGGCGGCGUCAGGGCCUCUGGCUCCUGGUCCGCCCCGCGCGCGCGCAUACACGACACCGGCUGGUUUGGCUAGAGUCCGAGGACACCGCACGGUCUUAGGCAGAAAGCGACAUAAGACAUGGCAUCCCAUACCUCCACUUGUACAUAGAUAAACAUAUUGCCAGAUUUGUACAGUUUGCUUAGUCGUGUUUUAUUCGUGAUUCACAGUGUAUCUAGUCCGAUUUUGUAAUUUUGUAUGAUGUGUGCAUUCAAGAGUCGUAUCGUUUGUUACAAAUAUAUUACACCACCAGCAGCAAAUGCA
Molecule: messenger RNA, 2650 nt
Organism: Pollicipes pollicipes
Lineage: Eukaryota; Metazoa; Arthropoda; Thecostraca; Pollicipedomorpha; Pollicipedidae
Product: transcription factor Sox-14
Exons: 2
Coding region: 51-863 (270 amino acids)
Biological process (GO): neuron differentiation; negative regulation of transcription by RNA polymerase II; brain development
Cellular component (GO): nucleus
Molecular function (GO): RNA polymerase II cis-regulatory region sequence-specific DNA binding; DNA-binding transcription activator activity, RNA polymerase II-specific
Source: RefSeq, a predicted model, not a curated record